Molecule: messenger RNA, 3834 nt
Organism: Leptidea sinapis
Lineage: Eukaryota; Metazoa; Arthropoda; Insecta; Lepidoptera; Pieridae
Gene: Nelf-A
Product: negative elongation factor A
Exons: 10
Coding region: 1-1779 (592 amino acids)
Biological process (GO): negative regulation of transcription elongation by RNA polymerase II
Cellular component (GO): NELF complex
Source: RefSeq, a predicted model, not a curated record
AUGGCGAACGUUCGGGAUAGUGACACAUCUUUGUGGCUUCACAAUAAACUCGGAACUUCGAAUGAUUCGUGGACUACUGGUUCAAUUUGUACACAAUUAAAUCCAGAAGUUUUAAAGAACAUCAAGGACUGUUUUCCGGAUUUGCAAACACAAGUGAAACUCAAAUUGUUGCUUAGUUUCUUUCAUAUCCCGCGCAGAAAUGUUGAAGAGUGGAAAAAUGAACUGGAGGAAAUCAUUGAAGUGGCGGCAGUUGACUCAGAUCUGUGGGUGGCGAUGCUUGCCGAGGUCCUCAAAACAUUCCCCUCCUCCGGCACCCUGAACACGGAGAUAGCAGAGUUUGAUGAGACGCGGCCAAUCUUCAGUGAUAUGAUCAGUGAACUCCGACGAGCUUUGGCUAAACAUUCCGACCUUGGACUGUUACCUCUUGAAUGCCUUUAUUUAAAUAAGAAUGCUUUAGUAUCUGUAGUAGGACAACAACCCAAUCCAGUGAAACAUUUCACACUGAAACGAAAACCAAAGUCUGCAACUCUACGGUCAGAGUUGCUGGCCAAGGCAACCGAAGUACAGGCCAACCAGAAGAAAGCACAAGCACCCACGGUGCCUGUCCGGAGUAGAGGCAUGCCGAGGAAAAUGACAGACACAACCCCUCUGAAAGGACUUCCGUCCCGGUGGGCGGCUCGCACGGGGGCUCGAGUGGCCCCCGUGGGUCGCCCUCCCGCGCGCACCGGCAUCAAGUUGCUGGACAUCACGGAGCAGCCUGCCACGCAUGCGCAGAUCAAGAAGAGGAGACGACUGGAGAUGGAGGAAGGUGCGAAGAAGGCUCCUCCCGCGCCGGCAACCUCUCCCCCGCCGCCUGACAUCAACAAGAACAACUUGCCCAACAAGACUGAAGAACAACCUGCAGCGGGCGCUACAGAGGCGACGACGGAGGCCGAGCCUGAAGCGAUGGAGACUGAGUCCUCGCCGCCUCCCGCGCAGACCGCGACUCCCGUGCCACAGCCCUCAGUGCAGGUGCCCGUGCCGCCGCUUAUCGUGCAGCAGGGCACGGCGAAGGGCAUAGUGCUGGGAGGGACGCCUCAGAACAAGCUGGUGGUGUCUGGUGCCGCUCCGGGUGGGAAACCGGUGCUGCUCUCUGCACAGAACCUGCUCAACUCUUCAGCCCUCAUCCUGCACCAGUCCGGCAAGACGGUGCUGCUACAGAACAUCAAACCGGUGACGCAGCAGCUAGUACAACAACCUCCGCAGCCCCUGCAGCAGGGCUCCCUGCCCGUCCAGCUCCAGCCCACACAGCCCGCGCAGGCUCCGCCCCCGCAGCCCCCGGCGCAGGCGCAGCCCCCGGCGCAGGCGCAGCCCCCGGCGCAGGCGCAGGCGCAGGCUCCGGCGCAGGCGCUCUUACCGCGGAGAGGACUGUCACUUACUCGAGAACAAAUGUUGGAAGCGCAGGAUAUGUUCCGGAACGCCAACCGGGUCACUCGACCAGAGAAGGCGCUCAUUCUGGGCUUCAUGGCGGGUUCCAGAGACAACCCGUGUCCGAACCUCGGCAAUAUAGUGACGAUAAAGCUGUCGGAAAACAUCGAGAACGUUCUGCAGUCGGACGACACGUACCUCACUAUGCUGUCGGAGAUGCACUUCCAAAUGAACUACAACAACGGCCAGUGGACCAGGCUGAAGAAGUACCGGCAGAUAGACGGCAUGGUGCCGCAGAAGAUCCCGCCCGGCUCCACCGUCAUCUCCGCAAACAACCAGCAGCCAGUCGUCUCCAUAGCCAACCAGGGCUGAGUUCAGGCAGGUUAACAGGCUGGUCCCGUGUUAGAUCUCACCCGGUUCUACCGUCGACAGUCGGCCAUGUUGGUAGUCGACCACAUCUGAUCAAUUUUUACCCGGGCUUAGUUAGUUAAAAACAUGUAAAUAUAGCAGUAAACGUUACAAGAAGUACACGGCGUAUCUAAGAUGACACCACCUUGUUCUAACGUCAUCAUCAGUCAUAAGGCUAAUCAGCAGCUUUCCCGAUAGCAAAAAAUAACUUAUAAUAUAUGCUUUCCGUUCUGGGAAACUGUAAUCGCGCGAUAUGCCUCAGAUCGGUGUGAUUUUGGUACGUUCUGUCAAUGCAUGUUAUUUUACGUGUAGCAAUAGAUUGCUUAUAAUUGGGAUGAUUUGAGUGAAUGUAUCUGAAAGCUAUUGAAACAAGCUUUAAAUCGAUGCAAAAUAAACCAUCUUAUAAACAAAAUAAGGGUCAAAACUUGGUGAGGGAAUAGUGUGCCGUACGGCACUGAAUUUGUGUAUCUGAAAAAUUAUUGUUCGGGGCACUGACGAUUUGUCGUAGGGUACAUACAACUGAUAAGGAAAUCGCAACAGAUUUUUUGAAAAAACAGAGAGCUAAACAGACUGUAAUGUAACUUUCUAGUUAAUGAUUAGCUAGGGUAAAGAAAUUGUGUGGCCUUUGGAAAUAUUGUAGUACAGUUUUCAUAUGGUGUACAAACAGGGCCGCAGUUGUUUUACUGAGGCGUGACGUUAUUAAGUUGGCAUGAGGGUGUACUGUCUACCAUUUGGUAGUAUUUCAACCAUAAACUUAGUAUACUAGCGUAAUAGAUAAACACUCUCCUCAUUACGGCAAAAUUAAAUUUGAAAUGUUCACGUGUGCUAGUUUUACAGAUGUGUUUGUGUAGUAUUUUACUUUUAGACAAUCCCUAUGACAAAUCUUGAUAAAUGACGUCAUAUUCACGUAUACAAUAUUUUAUUAUCUAACACAUAACAAAUUAUUAUAAGCUUAAGAAAAUAUAGUGUUUACUGCGUAUUUAAAAUGCAAUAUCAAGUAUUUUAGUGCAUAUGAUCUACGAAAAUAAGCACCACGAAAGUUGUAUUGAAGAAUCAGUAUUUACCUAUGAAAUGUUUCUGUAGUUGGAUUGUUCCGAUUUGUAACAACACAAUCUAAUAUAGAACACUACGCCAUUAUAUUUAUUAAUUAAUAUCCGUUAAAACACAAAGCUCUACAAAGCACAGGUCCGGCCACACAUAGAGUAUUGCUGUCAUCUCUGGUCUGGUGCACCCCAGUAUCAACUCGAUCCAUUUGACCGCGUGCAUCGCAGAGCAGCUCGAAUUGUCGGGGACCCAGUGCUCUGUGAACGGCUGGAUCACUUGGCGUUGCGUAGAGACGUCGCUUACUACAAAGCUACGGAAUGAGCUUUUCCUUGUGCGGUGUUUCCGGGAAGAUACGACAUGGGUACCUUCAAAAAAAGCGCGUACACCUUCCUUAACCCAGAUAAGCCUGAAACUAAAAUUUCCUGAAAAUUUUGAAAAAAGUUACAUUAUUAAGUUUAUUAGAUCUUAUGCAACAUAAAAAAAAUUAUGAAAAAAAAAUUAAGUGUAAGGCUUUCAGGGAAACAGCCGUCCUAUAUGUAGGACAGUAGGAUAAUAAGAGGAAAUAAAAGACCAUUUAUGACAAAACAGAAUGUAAUCAAAAAGUGUAGUUUAUUAGAUAACUAUUGAUUAUAUUACCCAUUGUUAUAUGUAAUUUACUAGAUUAACACUAUUUAUGAAUGAUAUGUUUCAAAACACUUGACACACACUCCAACAUCACAUUUCUUGCAACGUGUCAAACAUUUUUUGUGACAUUGACGACAGUGUGUUUGCUUCGAUUGAGGAAUAACCAGAUGAUUCAUUUGGUCUUUACGACUAUCAGCAUGUUCAUGAUGGGAGGGUCGGCUAGGCCCUCUUUUGGCAUUUUUUCUGUUUGAUUCAAUCAAAGCAAUUGCUACCCUUCUGCGAAAGCCAAGAUGAUCCAGUUUUCCAUGAUUUAUUUUAUAUAACUGCCAUGCAUUAUGUUCGGCAAGAUCA